Molecule: messenger RNA, 1277 nt
Organism: Hemiscyllium ocellatum (epaulette shark)
Lineage: Eukaryota; Metazoa; Chordata; Chondrichthyes; Orectolobiformes; Hemiscylliidae
Product: tumor protein p53-inducible protein 11-like
Exons: 7
Coding region: 194-766 (190 amino acids)
Source: RefSeq, a predicted model, not a curated record
CUUUCUGUCUGUCUCAAACUCUCACCAGAACCCAUCGCAAGACCAGCCAUUGGGAGCACAGCGAAAGAGAAUCAUUACAGCAUGUUAAAUUUAGAAACUUCUACGUGAAUCCUGGCCACAAGUAAGAAGGUUUAGGUUUGUGACAGGAGACACUAGUGUCCCGGAGUAAGGAGGCGGAGGGGGGAAAACAAGGAUGGCUGUCAAACCACACGGCUCCCUGCUGAAGAAGCACAGCCAGACUGAUCUCGUGAGCCGGCUGAAGAGUAGGAAAAUCCUCGGAGUUGGCGGCGAAGAUGAUGAGGGGGAAGUCCACCGAUCAAAGAUCAGUCAGAUGUUGGGAAAUGAAUUCAAGUUUGCUCUUCAUGAGCCUUUUGGCCUCAGGUACUGGCAGUUCACCUCUGCAGUCACCUUUUCCGUUGCUGGAAUUCUGGCUUUGGUGUUUCCAAGAAUGCUACAUGAUUGGCUGUUCCAGGGAGAGUAUAAGUUGUCCUGCAUUGCAUCACUUCGACUCCACAGUGGUGCAUUACUCAGCAUUGCUCUGAUCCUAUGGAAUGCCUUUUACACAUCUGAGAAGGCGAUUAUUCGAUGGACCCUUCUUUCAGAGACCUGCUAUUUUGUUGUGGCGUUUCUAGUGACAUUGCUUUCAGCCAUGGAUCAAGGCUUGUUUUCUCAGGAUGUGGGAUUCUUGCUCUUGAGUUAUGCAUUAUUUGGGAUCAUGUCACUUUUCUAUUAUUUACAAGUUGGACGGAAACCCAAGAAGAUCUAGCCCAUCGAUCAGCAGGAGGGGCCCAGACACAGCUUUCAGUGUGAAUGGAAACAAUUUGAAUCAAGAGGACAUAUUGACCCACCCUCGCCCCCAACCCUGUGCCACCUUCAGCCAACAGCAUCCAUUAAGGUGACCACUUUUUAGGGUGAAGAAUGAGAUAUUUUCCAGUGGGUAAUCAUGGCUAUACACUCUCAGUAUAGACACGAAGUGAAGGCAAAUCCCAACCUCAGAGGAGUAGCUCUACAUAAGAGUUGCCAACUCUGGUUAGAGGCAACCCUUGAGGUAUGAUAGUCAACCAUGGGAUGGCUGGUCAUGCUGAUACCUGUAAACGUUGGUCUAUUCACUUGAUGGAAGUUACAGGUUGUAUUUGAGAGCAUUGGCUUGUGGUUGCACCUCCUCAGGCGUGGUAAUGAGACGCUCCAAGAAAUGGCUGACGUAAGAUGGUGCCAAGGGAAGGUAAGGGAGGAGAGGGCAAACAGAAAGGAGUAAUAGGGGGAAGGGGAGAGGUAAA